Molecule: messenger RNA, 3644 nt
Organism: Pteronotus mesoamericanus
Lineage: Eukaryota; Metazoa; Chordata; Mammalia; Chiroptera; Mormoopidae
Gene: PPP2R1A
Product: protein phosphatase 2 scaffold subunit Aalpha
Exons: 15
Coding region: 91-1860 (589 amino acids)
Biological process (GO): protein dephosphorylation; chromosome segregation
Cellular component (GO): protein phosphatase type 2A complex; cytoplasm
Molecular function (GO): protein binding; protein phosphatase regulator activity
Source: RefSeq, a predicted model, not a curated record
GCCUUUCCUCCUCCUCCCGGCUCUGCCCCUCCCCAGCCCGAAAUCGGCACGCCGCGGGCCGCAGUCUGACAGGAACGGGACGGAGCCAAGAUGGCGGCGGCCGACGGCGACGACUCCCUGUACCCCAUCGCGGUGCUCAUAGAUGAGCUCCGCAACGAGGAUGUUCAGCUUCGCCUCAACAGCAUCAAGAAGCUGUCCACCAUCGCCUUGGCCCUAGGGGUGGAAAGGACGCGCAGUGAGCUUCUACCCUUCCUGACAGACACCAUCUACGAUGAGGAUGAGGUCCUCUUGGCCCUGGCGGAGCAGCUGGGAACCUUCACCACGCUGGUGGGAGGCCCGGAGUACGUGCACUGCCUGCUGCCGCCCCUGGAGUCGCUGGCCACCGUGGAGGAGACAGUGGUACGGGAUAAGGCUGUGGAGUCCUUGCGGGCCAUCUCACACGAGCACUCGCCCUCUGACCUGGAGGCCCACUUCGUGCCGCUGGUGAAGCGGCUGGCGGGCGGCGACUGGUUCACCUCUCGUACCUCAGCCUGCGGCCUCUUCUCCGUCUGCUAUCCUCGCGUGUCCAGUGCCGUCAAGGCAGAACUUCGACAGUACUUCCGGAACCUGUGCUCAGAUGACACCCCCAUGGUGCGGCGGGCCGCAGCCUCCAAGCUAGGGGAGUUUGCCAAGGUGCUGGAGCUGGACAACGUCAAGAGUGAGAUCAUCCCCAUGUUCUCCAACCUAGCCUCCGACGAGCAGGACUCAGUGCGGCUGCUGGCGGUGGAGGCGUGCGUGAACAUCGCCCAGCUCCUGCCCCAGGAGGAUCUGGAGGCCCUGGUGAUGCCCACCCUGCGCCAGGCUGCUGAGGACAAGUCCUGGCGUGUCCGAUACAUGGUGGCUGAUAAGUUCACAGAGCUCCAGAAAGCCGUGGGGCCAGAGAUCACCAAGACAGACCUGGUCCCCGCCUUCCAGAACCUGAUGAAAGACUGUGAGGCCGAGGUGAGGGCCGCAGCCUCCCACAAGGUCAAAGAAUUCUGUGAAAAUCUCUCAGCUGACUGUCGGGAGAAUGUGAUCAUGACCCAGAUCUUGCCCUGCAUCAAGGAGCUGGUGUCCGAUGCCAACCAGCACGUCAAAUCGGCCCUGGCCUCUGUCAUCAUGGGCCUCUCUCCCAUCCUGGGCAAAGACAACACCAUCGAGCACCUCCUGCCCCUCUUUCUGGCUCAGCUGAAGGAUGAGUGCCCGGAGGUGCGGCUGAACAUCAUCUCCAACCUGGACUGUGUAAACGAGGUGAUCGGCAUCCGGCAGCUGUCCCAGUCCCUGCUCCCUGCCAUCGUGGAACUGGCUGAGGACGCCAAGUGGCGGGUGCGGCUGGCCAUCAUCGAGUACAUGCCCCUGCUGGCUGGACAGCUGGGGGUGGAGUUUUUUGAUGAGAAACUCAACUCCUUGUGCAUGGCUUGGCUCGUGGAUCACGUCUAUGCCAUCCGCGAGGCGGCCACCAGCAACCUGAAGAAGCUGGUGGAGAAGUUUGGGAAGGAGUGGGCCCAUGCCACUAUCAUCCCUAAGGUCUUGGCCAUGUCUGGGGACCCCAACUACCUGCACCGCAUGACUACACUCUUCUGCAUCAAUGUGCUGUCUGAGGUCUGUGGGCAGGACAUCACCACCAAGCACAUGCUUCCCACAGUCUUGCGUAUGGCUGGGGACCCGGUCGCCAAUGUCCGCUUCAACGUGGCCAAGUCCCUGCAGAAGAUAGGGCCCAUCCUGGACAACAGCACACUGCAGAGUGAAGUCAAGCCCAUCCUAGAGAAGCUGACCCAGGACCAGGAUGUGGACGUCAAGUACUUUGCCCAGGAGGCCCUGACUGUUCUGUCUCUCGCCUGAUGCUGGAAGAGGAGCCAACGCCGGCCUCUGGUGUCCACCCCCAGCCCCUAAGUUCCCUCCUUUGGGAGACAGCGGGGGGCCUUUGGCUGUCACUCCCUGUGCAUGGUCUGACCCCAGGCCCCUACCCCAGCACGGUUCUUCUUCUCCCCAGCCUGGGAAUCUGACUUCUCACUGUCUACCUUCCAAGGGGCUGGGGGUGCACAAGGUGGGACAGGGCAGCGACCCUGGGAGGAAGGGGCAGCCACUCCCACCUGAGGGGGGAGAGAGGUGAGCAUCCCGGGUCACUGGUUCCUGCUGCUGUAAUGGGGACCCCUCCCCCAUCUACUUUUCCACCUUCCUUCCUCCCCCUCAGUGGUUUUUUUUGUGUCAACUGUGCCGUUUUUAUUUUAUUCUUUUUCCCCCCCCUUUUCACAGAGAAAUAAAGGUCUAGAAGUAGCUAGCUGGUCCUCUGGUCUGUCACUAGCAUGGAGGAGAGGGCUCCAUAUCAGGGCCAUGGUCUCUGCCCUCUCUCUGGGGAAGCCCUAAUUACUGGUGUGGGUUUCCUAUGGGGAGUGUAGCCGGCCUACAGAAUAGAGGGUCCCGGAGGUGCCGCUGGCCAGCAGAGUCCUGUGCUCAGUUCAGUUUCGCAAACGUUGGCCAAGUAAGCAGUAGUGAAGAGCAGGUGCCUUGGAACCAGACUGCCUAGGUCCAAAUCCCAGUUCUUUCCAUUAAGAUCUGUGCAGCCAUGGGUAGGUUACCCAGUAUCUCUCCGAACUUAGUUUUCACUCUGUAAAAUGGGGGUAACCCCCCGCCAUUUUACAUCUGUGGUCUAGAUGCUACAGACCGCAUCUAGACCGCAAGGCCGGUUGUGAAGACGAAAUGAGUUCGUGUAUGUCAGGUGGGUAAUGGUGCCUGGCACAGAGAAGCAGUCAGUCAGGGUAGCUCUGACUUGGCAGAGAACCUCCUUUGGGACAGGCCCUGCCCCUGAGAUAAUCAGGAUAACCAGGACCGUAAAGGAGCAGGAGAGGUGGCUGUCUGGAUUUAAGGCUGUUUCCCAGGUCUCUUGGAACUUGGUAUGUGAGGUAACUAAAUUCUGGCCAGUGUGAACAGAGCAGGAUUGGAAGAGCAUUGGUCCUGAUGUUGCGACAACCCACAUUGGUAUCAGUUACCUGGCAGAGCUAAACUGUUAGAGUGACUCUUCAUUUGGGGUUUCAUCACUUGCAGGUCACCUGAAUUCUAACUGAUGCAGGGGCCAAAGAGUCCUGGAGAGAGGAGCAAGAGACUUAGUGGAUGGCGGUGCAUGUAAGGUUUCACAGAGGACGUGAGGACGUGAUACUUGAGUGAAAUUUGACUCAGUGGGGUGGAGGGGAAAUUGGUAUAUUGGAUGGCAAGGUGAUUUCACCAGCUCAGUCCUUAGGUUACUGAGUCCGUACUGUUUGUUAGUUUAGACCCAAUUGGGUCUUGGAGGAAUGAAGGUGACAGAAACCUCAUUUUUACUAUUAUUAACUUAUUUUAUGUUAGUUUCAUAAGGGCAAAGCCUAUGGUUUAAGCUCAUUUGGCCAUCCCCCUAGCCUGACACAGAUGUACCUUUCCUAGGAUGUAAAUAUUUGAAAGACUUGAGUGAGUGAAGUGUUUAUGAGAAUGGGAAGUGGUGGAUGGGCAGUAUAAUCACUUUCAGCAUGAUGUUGAAUAAUCUCGCUUAGUAGGCAGCCUAGCAGUAACUGUUGAAGGAAUAUUCAAAUGCAUGAUCCGUGGUGUUCAGUUGUAUUUUAAUGCAUGGCAACCCAUGCCCAAAGCUUAGUGAC